Ceratina calcarata is the source of this 436-nucleotide messenger RNA. RefSeq names its product methylenetetrahydrofolate reductase-like. The record is from RefSeq and is a predicted model, not a curated record. The transcript is spliced from 2 exons. NCBI's taxonomy places the organism in Eukaryota, Metazoa, Arthropoda, Insecta, Hymenoptera, Apidae. The annotation marks the transcript as partial. Gene Ontology annotation, cellular component: cytosol. Gene Ontology annotation, biological process: tetrahydrofolate interconversion. Gene Ontology annotation, molecular function: FAD binding; methylenetetrahydrofolate reductase [NAD(P)H] activity.
GUCGAUGCAGGAGCAGAUUUUAUAAUAACACAAUUUUUUUUUGAAGCUCAUGUAUUCAUUAAUUUUGUAAAUGACUGUAGGAAAAUUGGAAUCAGUGUUUUGAUUAUCCCAGGCAUAUUUCCAAUAUUCAGUUAUUCGUGUCUUGAAAAAUUGACCCAACAUUGUAAUGUUAAAGUACCUCAAAUUAUUUUGAAUGCUUUGCAUUCCAUAGAAGAUAAUGAAGAUCAAGUACGAGAUUAUGGAUUGGAAUUGUCUAUAGGUAUUAUAAAAACAAUUGUUGCAAGCAGAACUACUCGUGGGUUUCAUUUCUUUACGUUAAAUAAACCAUCGUUGUCAUCCGAAGUUUGUAACAAGCUUGGUAUUUUUAACACACUACUAUUUAAUGACGAGAGAAUUUCCACCGAUGAAUAAGCCAUUGAAUUAAAAAAAUUUGAGA